AUGUGUGUAAACAGGAUCAGAAGUGUUGAAGGAGGGAGAAGUAUUGAAGGAGGGAGAAGUGGUGGUCUCAUGGGCACAACACAUAUUGGAGACGAUAUAAAUUCACCUCAUAGAAAUGCUGAGAAAGCAGUUGCAGAUCUCAUGAACCAACCAACACAUAUUGGCAGAAGGUUUGCGAACUUCACAUCACAAGAAAUCGCUGACAAUAGACUUCGUUUGAAAACAUCAAUUGAGGGGAUUAGGUGGAUAGCAUUUCAGGUAGCAGAAGUUUUGGAUAAAGCUCCACGAAGUGCCACAUAUACAUCACCAACAACGCAAAAACAAGUUUUGCAUGUCUUGGGAAAUAAAGUGAGAAACGCGAUUCGUGAAGAAAUUGGUGAUGCAAAAUUUUCAGUAAUAGUUGAUGAAGCACGAGAUGAAUCUAAGAAAGAGCAAAUGUCAAUUGUUUUGAGAUUUGUUGAUAAAGAUGGGUAUGUGCAAGAGCGUUUUUUCGGGCUUAUUCAUGUCAAAGACACUGCUGCUUUAACAUUAAAAGAAUUUGCUGCAUCUAGAGAAGUUAUUCCUGUCCAUCAAUUUCUUACAAAGUUGAACUCCAUUGUUAAUAUUGUUGGUGCUUCAUGUAAGCGCAAUGACCAACUAAAAGUUGCUCAAGCUGCAAAUAUUGCUCAUUUACUUGAGAUUGAUGAACUAGAAAGUGGGAAAGAACUUAAUCAAAUUGGUUCUUUACAAAGGGCAGAGAUUUCAAAUAUACUCUGUCAAGCUUUGCAACUUCAGUCUCAAGAUGUUUUAAAUGCAAUGUAUCUUGUUUCAUCGACUAAGACUCUCAUUCAAAAAUUGAAAGAAGAUGGAUGGGAUGAAUUAGUUGAUGAGGUGAAAUCUUUUUGUGAACCUGUUAAUAUACCUAUGCCAGAUUUUAAUGCUCACUAUACUACAAAAAGAGGAAGAAAUCGUGGUGAACAAGAUGCAAUUACUGUGGAGCAUUAUUACAGAGUUGAUCUUUUCAAUGCAGUGAUAAACUUUCAACUACAAGAAUUAAACAACAAAUUCAAUGAUAGCACAGUGGAGUUACUCAUUCUUAGUUCAGCUUUAGAUCCAAGAGAGAUGCACACAUCAUUCAGAAUUGAUGAUAUUUGCAAGUUGGUACAAAAAUUUUACCCAAAAGAAUUUACAGAAUACGAGAUGUUUCUACAGCUACCACAGAACGAUCUUUUUCAACUAUGA
Cannabis sativa is the source of this 1221-nucleotide messenger RNA. RefSeq lists its product as uncharacterized. The record is from RefSeq and is a predicted model, not a curated record. Lineage: Eukaryota; Viridiplantae; Streptophyta; Magnoliopsida; Rosales; Cannabaceae. The transcript has 7 exons. Bases 1 to 1221 code for a protein of 406 amino acids.